CAAUCACCAUAUCGGAAUUCCCGAAGUUAUCAUGCGUUCCUGUCAAGAGACCGCGCGUAACAAACUUAUGUUGUAUGCUCACAUGUCGAGAUUGCUAGAGGCACGUUCGUCUGGACCGACAAUGGCUCUCGGGUCAGCCGGUGUAAAUCAACCUAAAUCAGCCCAUAUGGGCGUUCUGUUCUCUCUGCUUCUAUCUUUGCACGUUUCAACGUGCUCGUGUACAUGUGCGCUUGGGAAGUGCCCUAACAAAUUAGAACCGUAGCGUAUAAUGUUCUCGUCAUAUAACGACUCAAAAAUCGGUGUCAAGAUUCUUCUUUGAUUUGUCAAUCCAAGCAUGCCGUCCUUGCGAAGCAAAAAUGGAUCUGAGGGUCCAUCCAACAUCUAUUCCUAUUUACGCGGCGUCCAUAAUUAACGCAACAUCCACAUGAAAUCUAUAAAUUGGCGGCUCUUGGGCCUGGUCAUUGGUAUUCGUUUGUUCUUCUUCACUAUGAAGUGCGUUAGUGCUCUUGCUGCUGUUAUCGUCUCCCUCCUCCCCAAGGUUUACGGCUGGGGAGCUAGCGGACAUGAGGCCGUCGGUGCAAUUGCUCAACAGUUCCUUGCAUCCAAAGCGUCCUCUUUUGUAGCAUCUACACUUGCCAGUGGAGAAACGCUCAGUUCUGCAGCAACGUGGGCCGAUAGUAUACGGUCUGAGUCUGCAUUUUCAUGGUCUUCGCCUUUGCAUUUCGUGGAUGCAGAAGACAAUCCUCCUAGCUCUUGUUCUGUAUCCGAGUCGAGAGACUGCUCGAACGGAAGAUGCAUUCUCACUGCCAUUGCAAACUAUACCAGCAGAGUAAUCGACGACUCGUUAUCUCACGAGCAAGUUUACGAGGCACUGAAAUUCAUAGACCACUUCGUUGGGGACAUCGGGCAGCCCCUUCAUGUCGAGGCCUUCGAACUGGGAGGCAACGACAUCAGCGCGAAAUGCAGCGGUUUGAGUACUAAUCUUCAUGCUGUCUGGGAUUCUGGUAUUAUCAACAAACGCUUGAAGGCUGAUUUUGGCAACUCUGUAUCGUCGUGGGCGAACACCCUUGCCACUCGAAUCAAGUCCGGCGCGUACGCGAAUCUGACAUCCGAUUGGAUUUCUUGCUCGUCGACUACAGAGCUAGCACGUAGGGAAAAGAGGAAUGUUGAAACUGACAUUAAGGGCCACCUGGCUUCUCGGGCGACGACCCCCUUAGAAUGUCCCCACAUCUGGGCCGUGGAAGCCAAUGAGCUGAACUGUGAAUUUGUCUUUACCUACAUUAACUUUUCGGACCUUUGUUCGACCAGUUACUAUGACGAUGCUGUUCCUCUGAUCGAACUUCAAAUUGCGAAACAAGGAUUCCGUUUGGCUGCUUGGCUGAAUGUCCUUUUUGAUGGAAGUACUAAUCUUUAACGCAGAAAAGUUGGAUGAUUGAAUGGCAUUUCGUCAUUGUUUUUCCUGGUGAAAUAAAAUCUCUAUUGCUAUCGAAGGUCUUUUCGGUCCGAACCUGUUCGGUGGCCGGGCUGUCCACGGUCCGUAUCUACUACCACCAUAUGCUGCAUGCGAUCGAAGUUCGCAUGGUACCUUCUCGAG
This is a messenger RNA of Desarmillaria tabescens, 1594 nucleotides long. Its product is annotated as nuclease Le1. Lineage: Eukaryota; Fungi; Basidiomycota; Agaricomycetes; Agaricales; Physalacriaceae. Gene Ontology annotation, molecular function: nucleic acid binding; endonuclease activity. The coding region runs from base 425 to 1414 and encodes 329 amino acids. The transcript has 19 exons. Gene Ontology annotation, biological process: DNA catabolic process. The record is from RefSeq and is a predicted model, not a curated record.